GGGAGAAAGGUACCAGACUUCCACAAGGCAUGCCAACAGACUCCACACAUGCUUUUGCCGCACUGGGCCUCGACGUGCGAGAGAAGACCAGCUGGACUCCAGGCCAACAGCAAACGGUCGGCCUCAAACAUGACGGGAAGCUUAGCGCCACCGAGCCCGAUGGAGUCGGCGUGGGAAGCGUGGACUUCCAGACUGGCGCACGCAGCCGCUUCCGCAAAGAGGUGCGCGUCCCAAUCGCCCUGGAGAGCGCAGGUUGGCGCCUGAUUCGCCAGUGCUGCUGGCCUGUGCGUCGCGGGCUCUGCCGCAGUUCGCUGGGCGCCAGAGAGGCAGGCGCUCCACAGCUGUGCGGCGAGACGAGCGGCACUUGAUUACUUGAUUGCUGGAGCUGGCCGUCGGACAUCCGCAGCCGCGGGCGAAGCCCGAAGUCGCCUGCGACAGUUGGGCCAUGGCUCCAUGUGGGCGAGGAUCCAAGACGUGUCUUUGUGGUGGGUCUUGCGCGAGACGGCACGGCGACCCUGCGCCGCAGCUUGCGAGGGGCCGCCAGCGCGGCGCGCUGCAUGGGCAACCAGGGCGCUACCCGGGCGAGGCCCUGCGCGGGAAGCUCGCGCGCGAGCCUCGGCGCAGCCGGCCCCGCUAUCUUCCGCCGCCCACGUCUGCGUGUGGGCUGUUGCGUGUGGGCUGCGGGGGGAUCGAGCGGCACACCUGCACCCUCGUCG
Molecule: messenger RNA, 716 nt
Organism: Prorocentrum cordatum
Lineage: Eukaryota; Dinophyceae; Prorocentrales; Prorocentraceae
Source: the annotation of a GenBank genome assembly